AACUUCUGCGCAACACUCUUUCUAAACAACCUCCAACACGGGCGCAGAUAUCCAGAUCGGACGAUGUCUGACCUCACGAAAGUUACUCCUCCACAGCAACUGGCCGAGGAGGAGCGCAGGGUCGUAUUUCAACAUUUUCACCGCCGCCUAGCGGGCUACAGGAACACUGUUGAGUCAUACGCAUUGGCGGAGCAGGGUAUCUCGCCUCUCUCGUCGUCGAAGCACGACCGCCAGAAGGAAGCAUUCGUCAAGGAGAUAUUCUUAUGGUCUCAGAAACUAUUAGAGCAUGCGUGGAUAGCUUGUUUGGAACCGGAGGGUGGCAGAUGCCCUAUGCUAGAUCCGCUUUCGGACAGCUCAACAGGAGAUCUCCCUCGUCUACCGGCAGAAGAUCAUGUUUCCCAGCUGAUGAAUACAAUCCUAUUUCUUGACGUGACGCAGUCGAAGGUAUACUCCGCACGCAGCCGUACAUUCAUAUGGUCAUUCGCACCCGUGGACGAGCAUGCUGUGGUGUCCACUCUCAAGAACCCCGACGAAGCGGUUAAAGAGGCGCAGCGCAAGACGGCGAAGGCCAAAGACGAACAAGCUGCCAAAGGAAAGACUUUGCGGUUCGCUGCGAUGGGCUUAGGAGCCGUUGCUGGAGGUGCAUUGAUCGGAGUAACUGGAGGUCUCGCUGCUCCCGUAGUAGGCGGUGCAGUUACUACCAUACUAGGAUGGGUUGGUGUAGGUGGAACCGCUGCCGGCGUACUUGCCAGUGGACUAGCCAGUUCAUCAGUUGUUUGCGGCACCCUCUUUGGCGUUUAUGGAGCGCGUUCCUCGGCAAAGAUUGUCGAGAGGCAUACCAGGGAGGUUCAUGAUCUCGCCCUGUUGCCAGUGAAUACGCCAAAGGAGACCAUGGCGGUCCGCAUUUGCGUCAGUGGCUGGCUGAGCGACAAGGGGGACGUGACAGCACCUUGGUCAAUCUUCAAGGGAGACGAUACCUAUGCUUUACAAUGGGAAGUAGAGGCUCUGGAAGCGCUUGCCAAAGCGUUAGAGACCUUGCUUAAGCAGCAGGCUAUAAAGUACAUCAAGGCACAAAUCAUCAAACGGACCGUCUUUGCCGCCCUCUUCAGCAUUCUUUCGCCCACUGCAUGGCUUCAGAUUGGCCAGAUCAUUGAUAAUCCAUGGAUGAAUGCGAAGUCCCUCGCUGUGAAGGCUGGCAAGGUCUUAGGCGUCUUGCUUGCUGAACAUGUCCUCGGCACCCGGCCGGUAACACUUGUUGGCUACUCCCUAGGCUCGCUGGUCAUAUUCGAGGCACUGAAGCACCUUGCUACGCUUCCGCCAUCGGAGACCGCGCACAUCGUGCAGGACGUAUACCUCUACGGUACUCCGGUUCCGACAGACGAGGCAGUUUGGUCUUCUGUCCGGCGUGUCGUUGCCGGGCGGCUAGUCAACGGGUAUUGCGAGGAGGAUUACAUCUUGAUGAUCCUCUCGCGGGCGAGCGACGCUGUUUGGGGGGUCGCCGGACUUCAGCCCGUGGCCGUGAAAGGAGUCGAGAACCUUAAAUGCGGCGGCGUCGAUGGUCAUCUCAAGUGGCGCGGAAUGGUGGGACAUUGCUUGAAAGAGUGCAACGCGCCAGGUAUUAGGAGCGAGGAGGUACGAGCCCAGAUGAAUAACGUUCUGUCGCGGAUUCAAGAACUCGAGCCGGUAGUUGACGAAGGUGAGGCGGACGAGGUUAUCAUUAGUGGACCGGAUAGAAAGCUUGGUCUUUAG
This is a messenger RNA of Punctularia strigosozonata HHB-11173 SS5, 1749 nucleotides long. RefSeq names its product DUF726-domain-containing protein. Bases 64 to 1749 code for a protein of 561 amino acids. The record is from RefSeq and is a predicted model, not a curated record. NCBI's taxonomy places the organism in Eukaryota, Fungi, Basidiomycota, Agaricomycetes, Corticiales, Punctulariaceae. The transcript is spliced from 6 exons.